AUGGACUUCACCAACGCUAGAGAGCAUGAGCCUCAUGAUGAGGUGGUGAAGGAUGCAUUCACCUUUUUAGAUGACUGGGAGUCGGGAAUUCCGCGUGAUGUCCUGUUGCCGCUGUCAAUGGAUUCACAGCCUUGGUUACUGAACUCGCGAAGCAUUGAAAAUGUUGCAAUCGGCUCGGGCGAAAUAUGA
Phytophthora nicotianae INRA-310 is the source of this 189-nucleotide messenger RNA. RefSeq lists its product as hypothetical. NCBI's taxonomy places the organism in Eukaryota, Oomycota, Peronosporomycetes, Peronosporales, Peronosporaceae. The transcript has a single exon. Bases 1 to 189 code for a protein of 62 amino acids. The record is from RefSeq and is a predicted model, not a curated record.